This is a messenger RNA of Westerdykella ornata, 1228 nucleotides long. RefSeq names its product S-adenosyl-L-methionine-dependent methyltransferase. Lineage: Eukaryota; Fungi; Ascomycota; Dothideomycetes; Pleosporales; Sporormiaceae. The record is from RefSeq and is a predicted model, not a curated record. The transcript has 2 exons. Bases 247 to 1113 code for a protein of 288 amino acids.
GUCCACCCACACGUACUUGGUGUUUCACCAGCGGGGUGCGAUCAUACGGCCCGCGAUAUUUUAGCGGCGUGCGGCAUGGGUGAGGCGUAGACGUGAACCAGAUAAACUUUCCGUGAAAGACGUAUACCUGCAAGGCGUCUCUGCCUCUCGUUCUUCCAUCAGCUCCAACCUCGCAAUUCCUCCCACCUCCCCGCCUUUGGCCUUUGAUCUUCGAUCUUCUCAUACCAACGACUUCCUCCCUCCAAUAUGGCAGAUGCUGCAACCGCUGCGUCCAAGACGGGCAAGAAUGAUGACAAUGUCAUUUUCGGCGCCAAUCAAACCGAAGUAGAGCGUCUCGACAUGCAACACAAGGUCGUCUACGACGCCAUGCCUCAGCAAGUCCAAGCGCCCAUUGACUUCUCGAAGUCCGGUCUUCGCAUUCUCGAUCAGGCGACCGGAAGUGGUAUCUGGAUUCGGGACCUCCGCGCCACCUCCUCUGGUAGCCACACCUGGGUUGGUACCGAUAUCGAGGACUCGUACUUCCCGUCGGACCCGCCUUCCGAUACCUCCUAUCACCACCAGUCCAUGACGGAGCCCUGGCCGACCGAGUGGAAGGGUACCUUUGAUCUUGUCCACUCCCGUAUGGCCCUCCCAGGCGUGGGUACGAAUCCGUUGGAAGCCACCGUUAAGGGCCUUGUUGAACUCGUUAAGCCCGGGGGCUACAUCCAGUUUGUAGAGAUGGACUGGAAUGAGUGGGAGGCGGGACCUGCAGGCCAAGCCUUUCACGACGCCGUGUACGACCUCUUCACAGUGGUCAGCGCGGGCCAGGGCGUCGACAUUCUUGAUAAGCUGAUCCCCAUGUUGAAAGAUGCGGGGCUGGAGGAUGUGCAGUAUAAGAAAUUCCCUAUUCCUUUUGGUAAGAAUGCCAGCGACAAAGUCCGCGAGAUCAGCAGGAAGAGCUUGUAUGCGACGGCCAUGGGAGUGAGCAUGACGACGAAGAUCCUUCCGGCUGCAGCUCUUCGCUUGUCUCGGGAGGAGUUGGAUGCCCUUCCGGAUAAGCUGGCCAAAGAGAUCGACGAGCGAGGCUUUACCAUGACGCUAUUCUCCCUGUGGGGUCGCAAGCCAGAGAACUAGGGUGGACUUGAACAAAGCGUUUGGUCUUUGAGAACAGUGCGAAUGGGAUUGCCGCAACUGUCAUGUAGCACUGUAGUUCGAAUAAAAAUCGAGUGCUGAAACACAAAUGGAGCAG